Molecule: messenger RNA, 1248 nt
Organism: Caenorhabditis angaria
Lineage: Eukaryota; Metazoa; Nematoda; Chromadorea; Rhabditida; Rhabditidae
Source: the annotation of a GenBank genome assembly
AUGUUGUGUUUUACAGGUGCCGGAUUGAAAAAUUUGUUCGCUGAAAACGGUAAGUGUUUGUUUGUUCAAAAACUAACGCAGUCUAUAACACAAAAAUCCUUUUAGAUUGUAUUGAGCUCGGUGUCAAGCGAUUCAACUUUGACGAUGUUUCCAACAAACAGCGACUCAACCAAUUCAUCGAGACUUUCCUCCAUCAAACAGAAAUUCGAACACUCUGUCAAACAAUUCAAGUUCAGCGAUUGCCUCGAUAUCCACCUAUUCACACACUCUGCAAAAUGAUGCACCAAAAUCGCUUGAGGAUUCGAUAAUGGAGGAAACAAGAAAACCGUGCACAGAUGCGUUUUAUGAGGAAAUGGCGAAACUUGUUGGGAAAAGAAAAAACAAUAUCACUGUUAUUGAAAGAGUGAGUUGAAAUAUAACAUUAAAAAUCCCUGGUUCAGAACAGGUCUUUGCUUUUUUCUCUCAAGAAAAAAGCAAAGACAAUUUUUCAAAGCAUUUUAUUGAAGAAAAAACAUUAUUUUCAUUAUCAAAUCAAUCAAUCAAUUUCAGUUCCAGCUCAUCGAUCAGGCAAAGGAAAGAGUCUUGUUGGAGAACCCAACAUUCGACUUUUUGACUGCCGAGUUGAAGGAAAUCAAAAUGGUUUUUGGUCCACGAGUUGUUGAAGUAAGUGAAAAUUAUAGAGAAAUACAUUUCAUGAUUUCAAUCGAGAAAUACAUUUCAUGAUUCAGAUCCUCCAUAUCGGAUGUAUAAAAAUCAAUGAACAUCAAAAUUUCAAAGAUGCAUUGUUGGAAGUUGCCGAAACAAAAUCGCUGUCACUUAAGCAGCUGGACAAGCUGGAUGUAUUAUUCCGAAAUGACGAAGAUUCAGCAUUUCGUGAGCUGAAGAAUUUUCAAGAAAACAAAACCAAAAUUACGGUAACUUCCCAAUCAAAAAAACCUGUGCAAAAAAGUACUUGACAAUUUCAGGAUGUGACUGUUGAUAGAACAAUGGCAUCGCGAGGAAUAUCGCAAUCUGUUUAUGAAAAUAUCAAAGAUGAGUAUCCUCUUCUCGACUGGCAACGUUUUCUAAAGUGAGUUGAUUCUUUUUUUUUCAAUCAAUAAAAAAUCGUCUUACAGUGAGGAAAAAAGCAACCCUGGAGGAAAAUUGCAAGCGGACACGGUCCGCAAACAUAUCAAGGCAUUUUUGAAGAAAGAAGAAAGAAAAAAGAAAGAAGCAGUCGAAAAAGAAAACGGCAAAAACGAAGCCUAG